UUUUGGCUUUGAUCACGCUCGCAACAUGUCAACAAACACCAAAGUCACAUUGGAGUGAAUCCGGGCCGUAACAGAUAUCACAGUAUGAUCGUAUAUGUGCGGUUUAACUCCAGCCAUGGGUUCCCAGUGGAGCUGGAAAAAGGUGCGAGUGUAGCUGAGCUGAAAGAGACGGUGGGACGUUUACAGGGAGUACAGCCUGAUCGACUGCGGGUCAUCUUUGCUGGACGAGAGCUCUGCAAUGAAUCCACACUUCAGGGCUGCGAUCUCCCUGAGCAGAGCACGGUUCAUGUGGUUCUGCCCCCAUCCACCUAGCGCUCUGAGCUGGUUCAGGAGCAGAGGAUGGACGGCGGGAUGGAGAGCUUGACCAGACUCGACCUCAGUGGCUCCCGUCUGACCAAUGCGUCUGAAGGCCUGGCUGUCAUUCUGGAGACAGAUGUGUCCAGACAGGCGAACUCCGUUGGACACACAGAAGCUAAAGCCCACAGCAGUUUCUACGUCUUCUGUAAGACAGUCUGCAAGGCCGUUCAGCCUGGAAAACUACGGGUUCGGUGCAGAGACUGCAAACAAGGCACUCUUACUCUCAGCAGGGGGCCGUGCUGCUGGGAUGACGUCCUUCUCCCCAAUAGGAUUUAUGGAGUAUGUCAGUCACAAGGCUGUGAAGGCAGAGUGGCAGAGUUCUACCUAAAAUGUGCUUCCCACCCCACCUGUGAUAAUGACUCUUCAGCAGCUCUGGACUUGAUAAUGCCCAACACACGCAGAGUGCCCUGCAUCACCUGCACUGACAUCAUGACUCCAGUGCUGGUGUUUCAGUGUGCUGAGCGUCACGUGAUCUGCCUGGAGUGCUUCCACCUGUACUGUGUGACCAGACUCAAUGAGCGACAGUUUAUCCAGGAGCCGCUGGUGGGCUACUCUCUGCCCUGCGCAGCCGGCUGUCCUGAUUCACUCAUUAAAGAGGUUCAUCAUUUCCGAGUCCUGGGAGAUGAGCAGUAUGAGCGCUACCAGCGAUACGCGGCGGAGGAGUGUGUUCUUCAGAUGGGUGGAGUUCUGUGUCCCGCUCCAGGAUGUGGUGCUGGUCUACUUCCUGUGGAUGAUGGCAGGAGAGUCUGCUGUGAGUUAGGGAAUGGACUCGGCUGUGGGUUUGUGUUUUGCAGAAACUGUAAGGCUGAGUAUCACGAGGGUCCCUGCAGACAGAGGACAGACACUGCAGCAGGAAGUGCCCUACAGGGUUAUAUUGUAGAUGAAGAAGCCGCUCUUCGUGCCCGUUGGGAACAGGCAUCGCAGGAGACCAUAGCCGAAACCACUCACCCCUGCCCCAAAUGCCAAGUUCCUGUGGAAAAAAAUGGUGGCUGUAUGCACAUGGUGUGUCCGCGUCCGCAGUGUAAGUUUGAAUGGUGCUGGCUCUGUCGUGUGGAGUGGAACAGAGAAUGUAUGGGCAAUCACUGGUUUGGUUGAGUCGGAUACGCUCUCACCACGAGCUUAACUCAGGAAAUGAAGCCAAAUGGAAACCUUGCAGGACGCUAGAAAAUCAUUAGCAAGUUGAAUCAUAAUCACUGUUACUGUUGUGAGGUACAUAUCAUGAAAUGCUGCUGACAUUCAAAAGUAUCUGUGGUAACCACAAUAUUUUGGCUGUGAUGGAAUAAAAUUCUACUGUUAUUCUAGUAAAAUGUUUUCAUAAAAUCUUGAGUCAUCUUUUCCUUUAAGUCAGUGAAUUUCAACAUAUCUGAUUUGCUAAUGGGAGUGUUGUUGUAUUACUGACUAUGCUUGAUAACCACAAUGACAAUGUUCCAGGUUUUUCUCACCCCAUUCUAGAAAAUAUUAUUAAUUCCUGUGAUCAAAGCUGAAUUUUCAGGAUUAUUACACCAGUCUUCAGUGUCACAUGAACCUUCAGAAAUCAUUCUUAUAUACCAAUUUGCUGCACAAGAAACAUUUCUUCCUAUUAUAAACAUAAUUUUGUGGAAACUGUGAUAUAUUGAAAAUGUAAAUCUUUUAAUUAAUUAAUGAAAUAAUGUCAUGCAUCCUUACUGAACUGAGGUAUAGAAAAAAUAACAAAAAAAAAGGUAAUUGCAACUUUUUAUCUCACAUUUCUGACUUUUUUAAAAUUGCAUGAUAAAAACUGACAUUUCUGAGUUUUUUCUCAGAAUUGUAUGAUAUAAACUUACAAACACAAGAAAUAAAGUCAGAACUGUGAGAUAUAAACUUACGGUUAUGAGUAAUAUAGUCAGAAGUGCAGGAUAUUAACUCGCAAAUCUGAGAAAUUAAGUCAGAAUUGCGUAAUAUAAACUUAAAAAAUGUGUUAUAAAGUCAGAAUUGUGAGAUAUAAACUCACAAUUCACGAAAUAAAGUCAGAAUUGCAAGAUAUAAACCUACAGUUACGAGUUA
This is a messenger RNA of Labeo rohita (rohu), 2379 nucleotides long. It is a transcript of the gene prkn, whose product is annotated as parkin RBR E3 ubiquitin protein ligase. Gene Ontology annotation, biological process: autophagy of mitochondrion; protein polyubiquitination; regulation of mitochondrion organization. The record is from RefSeq and is a predicted model, not a curated record. Lineage: Eukaryota; Metazoa; Chordata; Actinopteri; Cypriniformes; Cyprinidae. Gene Ontology annotation, molecular function: ubiquitin protein ligase activity; ubiquitin conjugating enzyme binding; zinc ion binding. Gene Ontology annotation, cellular component: ubiquitin ligase complex; endoplasmic reticulum; cytosol.